AUUUUAUCAGUCAAUUUUUGUAUUUCUCAGCAUUUACAAUUGCGCUUAGCAACCAACUGAGACAUCCUUACAGAGAGCGAGCCUUUACAAAACAGGAAUCAAGCAUAAUUUUAAUAAACAAAAUGAAAUACAUCGUCGCUGUUUUACUCGCCGCAUUGGUGGCUAUGGCCGCUGCCGAGGAGUACAAGAUACGCAAUCAGGAUGAUUUGUUGAAGGCGCGCAAAGAAUGCAUGGAAGCGAAGAAGGUGCCCACCGAACACAUUGAGAAGUUCAAGAAAUUCGAAUUUCCCGAUGAUGAGGUGACGCGCUGCUAUAUUGAGUGCAUCUUCAACAAAUUCCAACUCUUCAGCCCCACCGAAGGUUUCAAAACACAAAAUCUGAUUGCACAACUCGGCCAAAAUAAGGAGAAUAAGGACGCUGUGAAGGCUGAUAUUGAGAAGUGCGCCGAUAAGAAUGAACAGAAAUCAGACUCAUGCACAUGGGCAUAUCGUGGAUUCAAGUGCUUCAUCAGUAAGAAUUUACCGCUGGUGCAGGAAAGCCUCAAGAAGAAUUAAAUGCAUUCACAGAUGACGAGAAGUGAGCGUGUAGCCGGUGCCGAGCAUGACAUGAACCACUAACAUCACCACCACCACCACAAUCACCGUUAGCAACAGCAUCAUAAACAAUAACAUAGAUAACAACUGCCCUAAGCUUGUGCAAUGCAAACCAUAGUAGUGA
Bactrocera tryoni is the source of this 717-nucleotide messenger RNA. It is a transcript of the gene Obp44a, whose product is annotated as general odorant-binding protein 99a. The transcript is spliced from 2 exons. NCBI's taxonomy places the organism in Eukaryota, Metazoa, Arthropoda, Insecta, Diptera, Tephritidae. The record is from RefSeq and is a predicted model, not a curated record. Gene Ontology annotation, molecular function: odorant binding. Gene Ontology annotation, biological process: sensory perception of smell. The coding region runs from base 123 to 554 and encodes 143 amino acids.